Messenger RNA from Polypterus senegalus (gray bichir), 2986 nucleotides. It is a transcript of the gene plekhg7, whose product is annotated as pleckstrin homology domain containing, family G (with RhoGef domain) member 7. Gene Ontology annotation, biological process: Rho protein signal transduction. Gene Ontology annotation, molecular function: guanyl-nucleotide exchange factor activity. The transcript has 16 exons. Lineage: Eukaryota; Metazoa; Chordata; Cladistia; Polypteriformes; Polypteridae. Bases 552 to 2768 code for a protein of 738 amino acids. The record is from RefSeq and is a predicted model, not a curated record.
GGUUUUCUUUUCAGCAGUCGGUAUGCUAAAAAUGCGGCAAGAUGAGCUGGCAGGUACAGCACCACACCUGCACACUUGCACUUAAUAAAGAAUUUGAAUGAGAAGUGUUGUCAUCUUCAGCGCGUCACUCGGUGCUGGCCACACCAGGAAAGGAAUAUCAAAACAAAACGGGCGUUUCCAGCGUCCAAGGUUCAGCUCAGUCGCUUUGCUGGUUUGAGAUUGCAGUCGUUAAACAAAGCGAGGCGACUAAAUGCGCCUGGACUGGGAUCUGGGAGUCUUCUCUGAGGCAGACCUGGAGCACAUUACUUGGGAUGCUUUUGCUGGGCGGAGCGGGUGGGGGCGUUUGGUGAAGGAGAUUUCACUGAGAAUGCGAUCUUUUGUUUUCAGGAAUGUCCAAGGAUUAGGAUACCCAAGACUGUUUGAAGAACGCAUGAACAAAAAGACAAAUUAAAAAAAACACACACAGACAGAGGGGCAAUGAGAGAUAAGUAUUAUCUCUAGACCCAGCGCUACCUGUACGUUCUUAUCCUGAUGCUUUUGGAGAAGGAAACAUGCAGCCCGGUGUAGAUGGUGAAGCGGACGCCUGUGGAUCUGCCUUCAGCGCCACUAGUUUAAAUGCUUCCCAUUCAGAAAGUGGCGCUUCUGACAUCUUCACUAGCACCGGAACACAAACGUCUCCGUUUGACUUUGAGGACAAGGAAACCCAGACACAUAUUACGAUGCCAAACAAGUGGGAUUACAACAGCGUGGUUUCCAAAUUAAGGAAUUCUCAGUCCUUUGAGCCUGAUGAAGGGGCCAGACUUCUCUAUCAGUUUGAUAGACAAGCCCCAGCUAGAAUUUCAACCUCUCCAACUCUAAGGAGAAUGAGAAAAAGCACAAGGCGGCCUCUCUUGAACAUGGACUUGCUGGGAACAGAAAGAACUAAUAACGUACAGGAAGAUACAAACGACUCUAGUUCCAAAUCUAAUGGCCCUGAGGAUGUGUCAGAAUUUGGGACCACUGCCAUUGAAAAUCAGGACUUACCUCAGACCAAAACUCAGAACUCUUUGAACUGUUCAGAUUCAACAGUACAGGAAUCACCUCUAUGUCAGGGAAAUUCAGACAAAUCUAUGAAAACCUCCACUUCUAGCCAGAUGUCUUCUAAAAAGGAAAACAUUUCUCCAGGUCAAAGAUUAAAUGCAGAUGAAGGUGAUCACCUUAAGGUGCUGGAUCCAAUUCCAAAAAGACUCCAGGAACGCAGGCGGAGCUCUUUUGUGGUGAGUUUGCCAGGCCUUGAUGUAUCACCUGGGGACUUAUUUGUCACAGAUGGUGUGGCAGAUCUCUGGAAUCAUUCCCGUUUGUCAGAUUCUAAAAAGUCGAAAAGGCCCGUUACAAAACGAAGCACAAGCAAAGAAAGACUGAAGCUGUUAUCUGAUGUGGAGAAGAAUCUCUCUUCCAUGAAGGUUCACGACUGGAGGAGCUGUGAAUUUCAGAACUACAAGGAUAAAGCACUGUCAGAAUUUGUGCAGAUGGAGCACCCUGACAUCUUGAUUGAAGAGUGCCCCUCUGGUUCUAAGCGACAUGAAGCUGUAUGGGAGCUCUUCACUAGCGAGUGUGUUUAUUUUCUUGACCAGUUGAUGGUGCUGAAAGAGGUUUUUUUGAGCACACUAACAACUCUACAAAGUAGUGAAUGCCUUCUGGAUGUGGAUACUUGGCGACUUUUUGCCAAUGUGAAGGACCUUUGUUUGGUAAGCUUUGGAUUCAUGAACGGUCUGCUUUGGGCUAUUAGAGACUCCUGGAGGAAAUCAGAGCUGGAAACUACUGUAACCCUGAGGAAUUUACUCAUCAAGCAUUUCAAAGAAAGUGUGUGCCAGUGCCUGCAGACAUACUGUCUCAAUUACUCAUCUGCUGUGUUUUACCUGGACGCUCUGAAGCAAAGAGAAGACUUCACCACGUACCUGAAAUGGUGUGAGCGGAAUGAACAGUGCAAGAGGCUGCAACUAGCUGACCUGCUGGUGACUCCGAUGCAGAGGUUCACCAGAUAUCCACUGCUGCUCAAAAACAUAGCCAAGAAAUGCAGCAGUGAUGAGGAGCGAAAAUCCCUUCAGUCUGUGGUGGACCUGGUAGAGGGUUCAAUAGAAGACCUUGAUGGAAAAGUAAAGUGGCUCGACAGCUUCCAUAAGGUCCAACGACUGCAAGAAUUACUCAUCUGGUCUCCGGUUUGGGAAUGUGAUAAAAGACCCUUUAUUCCUGAUAGUUUAAAACAUUUGGUGAAGCAGAGCAGCCUUGAAAAUGUUGUGUCAUCCAAUCGAAACCUUUUAUAUGAAGGGCGUCUUGUUUUAGUAGAAAGUACAAAACUCAGAGACGUCUGUGUAUUGCUGUUUGAUGUUUUUAUUUUAAUUACCAAGGUUAAAAGGAGUAAAAAGAGAUCUACUGGCUCUGAGCUUGGCACUUUACGUCUUCAGACCAAUCAAGAGUUGCAGAAUCUCUUCAAAGAAGGUUGCACGCUCACAGUCCUGGACCAGCCGCUUUCACUGGACAGGGUGGCAGUAAAAUCAGUCGACCAACUGAAUGCAUCAGCCUGUGGUCUUCGUAACGCUUUCAUGAUAAUGCACCACAACCGGUACCAGCAGUGUAUUGGAGUUUUCCUUUUGCAAGCUCAAAGUGAAUCUAUGAAGAAAACAUGGAUGACUGAAAUUGAAAAAGCAGCAACAAUGCUAUCAAGUUCUGAAGCCUGGAAAUCCUCAGACUCAAAAACAUUCUCCUGGAUUGAGUCUUCACAAAUUUAACAUGGAACCAUACUGCAUAUUCAGUGACCGCAUAUUCAUCAGUGAAAUUUUACUAAAAUAUCUUUUUAACCCAACAUUUCAUCCUUCAUCCAAAUGAACAGAAAUUUUUAUCCGAAUUACUUCUUUUCUUUCAACAACUUGCACUUAUUUCUGGAAAGACGCUAAAUAAAUGUAACAAUAAUGGCAUAUCUUUAUUAAAGUAAAGGACAAUUUGUGUA